AUGUUACGAGAUGAUGCUGAAAAAUCGGAUUCUGAACAAGAAAAAGUUUUGAUAAAAAAGGCUAACAAACCACUGAUAGAGAGGAAACGAAGAGCGCGAAUCAAUAAGUGCCUUUUUGAGAUAAAGCAAAUGCUAGUGGAUGAUAUUAAAAAUGAAUAUCGCAGAAUAUUAGCAUCAUUUCCUUGGGAUUAUACCGGUGAGAACAGCGUGCACCACAACAAUCCUGAAUGCAAUAAUUAUCAGCAAACAACGAUAAUGCAGCCCUCGAGCUUUCAGAUACUCAAUCAUACAACCAGGUGA
Molecule: messenger RNA, 300 nt
Organism: Cercopithifilaria johnstoni
Lineage: Eukaryota; Metazoa; Nematoda; Chromadorea; Rhabditida; Onchocercidae
Source: the annotation of a GenBank genome assembly